CUCAUUGGAGGAGCAGGGAGGCGAGAGAGUAGAGGGCCCCUGGAGGGAGCCACGGGAGGUGCAGGUCGGAGAGGCAGUGCCCCGCGCGUGAGGAGCUGCAGCGGCGGCGGCAACAUCCAGCGUCGGAGCCAGCAGUUCCAACCCGUUGCUUUACUUUUUUAGCUGCACGAACAUAGUCAUUAUGCCGAAGAGAAAGGUGGUUGUCUGGCACUGUUUCUAAGUUAACACAUGUUAUUUGAUGACCUCGUUUUGAAUUAACUUCGUAAUCCUAAUUCCAGUUGAGCAUGAAGUCUUUGAUGGCUCUGAUCCUUUUUUUUAAUCCCGCAUAUCACCUAGCACAGUCUCCAGAGAAUACAGAGGGCAAGGAUGGAUCCAAAGUAACUAAGCAGGAGCCCACAAGGCGGUCUGCCAGAUUGUCAGCGAAACCGGCUCCUCCAAAACCUGAACCUAAACCAAGAAAAACAUCUGCUAAGAAAGAACAUGGAACAAAGAUUAGCAAAGGUGCUAAAGGGAAGAAGGAGGAAAAGCAGGAAGCUGGAAAGGAAGGUACUGCACCAUCUGAAAAUGGUGAAACUAAAGCUGAAGAGAUCCACAUCUAUCGCUCAACUGUUAGUGUCUCAACCUGCAGAGGUACCCCACCCAGCACCCUGUCAGUAAAGGGGCAGAUUGAAACAGUCAGAGUUAAGGGCACAGAAAACUGAAUCUGUAGAUAACGAGGGAGAAUGAAUUGUCUUGGAAAAUUGGGGUUGAUUUUAUGUACCUCUUUGGGACAACUUUUAAAAGCUAUUUUUACCAAGUAUUUUGUAAAUGCUAAUUUUUUUAGGACUCUACUAGUUGGCAUACAAAAAUAUAUAAGGAUGGACAUUUUACCUUCUCAUAGUCAUGCUUUUUGAAAAUUUCCAUCAUCCUUAAGUAAAAUAAAUACCAAUUUAAUGUUGGAAGCUGUGUGUAAAAUUGAUUCAGCAUACCAUGCAUUUGCUUUAAAAAUUUAGUCCUGUGCAUACUGUGGUGUUUUUACUGUGCGUAUUUGAAUUUUUCACGCAGUUUUUCUAGAGCAAUAAUCAGUGGUGCUUUUGUACCUAUGUUUAUGUGAUUUUAAUGAAACAUGGAUAGUUGUGGCCACCUGCUGACUAUUUGUGGUUUAAAAUAAAAGGUUUUCUUGCCUGCAAAAUA
This is a messenger RNA of Rhinolophus ferrumequinum (greater horseshoe bat), 1173 nucleotides long. It is a transcript of the gene HMGN3, whose product is annotated as high mobility group nucleosomal binding domain 3. The transcript has 8 exons. The record is from RefSeq and is a predicted model, not a curated record. Gene Ontology annotation, biological process: chromatin organization. Gene Ontology annotation, molecular function: nucleosomal DNA binding. NCBI's taxonomy places the organism in Eukaryota, Metazoa, Chordata, Mammalia, Chiroptera, Rhinolophidae. Gene Ontology annotation, cellular component: nucleus; chromatin. Bases 285 to 701 code for a protein of 138 amino acids.